UUUUCAACCCAUAAACCAUCGGAACAUUUUUAAUUAAAAUUAUAAACAAUAAAGGAAAAUUCCACUACGAAAAAUUGCUCCGUUGUCUCGUCUUCUGUUCCCGGCUUUUAUCUCCACCGUCACGCAUACAAAGAAAGUUGAAAUUUCUUCACGGCCACCGGAUCUCAACCUUCCCUUUCCAGCUACUCAAAGAUUUCGCAGAUCUGUCAUGGAUUUCAUGAAGGUUUUCGAUCAAACUGUCCGUGAAAUAAAGAGGGAGGUGAAUUUGAAGGUUCUGAAGGUUCCAGAAAUCGAACAGAAGGUGCUGGAUGCAACAGAUGAUGAACCGUGGGGUCCUCACGGAUCUGCACUGGCUGAAAUUGCGCAAGCUACCAAGAAAUUUUCCGAAACUCAGAUGGUUAUGAAUGUUCUCUGGACAAGAUUGAGUGAAACUGGUAAGAAUUGGCGUCUUGUCUAUAAGGCUUUGGCUGUCAUAGAGUAUUUGGUGUCACAUGGAUCUGAACGUGCAGUGGAUGACAUUAUCGAACAUACUUUCCAGAUAUCUUCACUCUCGAGUUUUGAAUAUGUUGAACCAAGUGGAAAGGACAUGGGCAUAAAUGUCAGGAAGAAGGCUGAAAACAUCGUGACCCUUUUGAAUGAUAAAGAUAAAAUACAAGAAGUGAGAAAUAAAGCAGCUUCAAAUCGUGAAAAGUACUUUGGACUUUCAUCUACUGGAAUUACUUACAAGUCAGGUUCAGCCUCGUAUGGCAGCAGUAGUUAUUAUAGCAGUGAUAGUUAUCAAGGUCAGAGUACCUUUAGAAGCGAUAGAUUCCGUGAUAGGAGCAGUGACAGGGAUUCAUUUAGAAAGGAAAAGGAUGACCAGGAUGAUUUUAAAAAGUCAGAUUGGGCCCCUAAGCCGGAUGGCAAGGGUUCUGCACAAAACAACAGCAAGGAUCAAAGUAAAACAUCAUUUAGUACAUCUAAGCCAUCAAAGAAGGCGAGUGACUCUGCAAAUCAGACUUCCUCCUUCAGUGCUAGCACCCCUACAAAUAAUUCUGAUGAAGAUUUUGAUGAUUUUGAUCCUCGUGGGACUUCCACCACCACCACCACCACAAAAGCUGCUGCACCAAGCCCCAAUGGGGUGGAUCUUUUUGGAGACAGUUUACUUGGAGAUUUCAUGGAUGGCCCAGCUCUUGUUCCUCCUGGAAAGCCGGACACCAGUUCUCCUGAGGUUGAUCUGUUUGCAGAUGCUACUUUUGUAUCAGCUCCAGCGCAAGUGGAAAAGGAACCCAAUUCCCCAUUAAAGACUACAGAGGUUGAUUUGUUCGCUUCUCAACCUGCUUCAGUUUCUGCAACAGUAGACUUUUUUGCCUCUCCGGAGCCAGUUGUACAAACAGGAACCAACUUUGCAAGUGCAGCAAGAGACAACAAAGCUUCACAACCUGCUUCAAAUUCUUCAACGAUCGACUUUUUUGCCUCUUCUGAGCCGGUUGUCGAAACAGAAACUAACUUUGUGAGUGCAGCAAGAGACAUUAAAGCUUCACAACCUGCUUCAGUUUCUGCACCAGUUGACUUAUUUGCCUCUCCUGAGCCAGUUUUAAAAACAGAAACCAACUUUGCUAGUGCAUCAAGGGACAGUAAAGCUGUGGAUCCAUUUGCUGCUCUUCCACUUAACUCUUUUGAUGGAUCGGAUCUUUUUGGUGCACCGUCUUCCCAUUCUGAACCAUCACAACUUUCUCAGAAUCCUGUUGGUGGCCCAUCUAAUAAUUUAGAUGGAAAAUCUAUCAACAGUUCAAUAGCUCCAGCCAAGAAGAAUACUUUCCAGGUCAAAUCUGGGAUUUGGGCGGAUUCACUUAGUCGAGGGUUGAUUGAUCUUAAUAUAUCUGCUCCCAAGAAGGUUUCCCUGGUAGAUGUCGGUGUCGUGGGCGGACUGAGCGAUUUCUCAGACGAGAGAGAGAAAGGACCAGCACCUACUUAUUACAUGGGGCAAGCAAUGGGUGCGGGAUCUGGUCUUGGUAGGACAGGAUCACAGGCGCUUGGAGACGAUUUCUUUUCGCAACUUUCCGGUCAACAAUACCAAUUUGGUGGUUUCCAGAAGUAAGAUUGUUAUUUUUCAGCCCUGCCUCCUUUUUCUUCCUGUUAAUCUACGAAGUGCGUGUGGGGAAAAACCUUUUGAGGCCUUUUGGUGCGAUGAGUGGGCUUUUGCAUAUACGACGCCACAUAUUAAUUUGAUUCGAGGAAAUUUGCCUUGAAUUGUUAUAAAAUGGUUGCUCCCUUUCUUGUGUUUCUAUUACUUAGUUACUGUGAGCGAAGGAAUGACGCUUCUUUUUAUUAAACACAUUCAGCAAUUUAACUUUAUAAAAAUGGAAAGAGUGAUCCCCCCCUUC
Cucumis melo (muskmelon) is the source of this 2366-nucleotide messenger RNA. Its product is annotated as clathrin interactor EPSIN 1. Lineage: Eukaryota; Viridiplantae; Streptophyta; Magnoliopsida; Cucurbitales; Cucurbitaceae. The transcript has 12 exons. Gene Ontology annotation, cellular component: plasma membrane; clathrin vesicle coat; endosome. Gene Ontology annotation, biological process: endocytosis. Bases 209 to 2080 code for a protein of 623 amino acids. Gene Ontology annotation, molecular function: clathrin binding; phospholipid binding. The record is from RefSeq and is a predicted model, not a curated record.